This is a messenger RNA of Racocetra persica, 269 nucleotides long. The record is from the annotation of a GenBank genome assembly. Lineage: Eukaryota; Fungi; Glomeromycota; Glomeromycetes; Diversisporales; Gigasporaceae.
GAAUCACGCGGGAAAUGGUCUCAUUACCUCCAGACAUUUGCGCAUUAGUAGCAGAAGGGCGAUCCAGGUUCGCUCGAUUAGGUUUGUCCGUACACAUUACUGCCUCAUUUAUUCAUCCUGGUGUGAAGAAUCAAACGGUUUUGGAAAUUUUUAAUGCUUCGAGUCUUACAUUGGCUCUUCAUCCAGGCACUAAAGUUUGUCAAAUGAUUUUUAUGACUAUGGAAGGACAAGCUGAAUAUUCUGGAAUUUUCCAAGGACAGGCUCUAUAA